Molecule: messenger RNA, 1389 nt
Organism: Falco peregrinus (peregrine falcon)
Lineage: Eukaryota; Metazoa; Chordata; Aves; Falconiformes; Falconidae
Gene: RGS2
Product: regulator of G protein signaling 2
Exons: 5
Coding region: 16-606 (196 amino acids)
Source: RefSeq, a predicted model, not a curated record
GCUGUCGGGCAGCGCAUGGAGCGGGGCGGGCGGCGGCGCAGCGAGGCGGAGGAGGCGGAGAAGGGCAGGAUGAAGCGGACAAUAAUUAAAGAUUGGAAAACAAGACUGAGCUAUUUCCUGCAGAACUCCUCCAAUUCUAAAAUGAAAUCAAAGAAAGUGGGGAACCAUCGCACUUACUUCAGACCUUCCCCUGAAGAAGCCCAGCUGUGGUCAGAAGCCUUUGAUGAACUUCUUGCUAACAAAUAUGGUCUUGCUGCUUUCCGAGCUUUUCUGAAGUCCGAGUUCUGUGAGGAGAAUAUUGAGUUCUGGCUGGCCUGUGAGGACUUCAAGAAAACCAAGUCACCCCAGAAGCUGACAUCAAAGGCAAAAAAAAUUUACAAUGAUUUCAUUGAAAAGGAAGCUCCCAAAGAGAUAAACAUAGACUUCCAAACAAAGAACAUGAUUGCACAGAAUAUUCAAGAAGCCACGCAUACCUGCUUCAGUGCAGCGCAGAAGAGAGUUUACAGCUUAAUGGAGAAUAACUCAUAUCCACGGUUUUUGGAAUCUGAGUUCUAUCAGCAGCUGUGCAAGAAGGCGCCCAUCACCAGAGCAGUCCAGGGGACAUGAGCAAUGGAGGAGAGCGCAAAGAUGCCUCUUGGCUAGCGGGGAAGCAAGCCACAGCUGAUGGCAGCAUCCUGUCCUAAAAGACUGAGAUACCCAGUGCUCAGUAUGUUUGCCAUGGUGCAAGGACAAAUGCUGACUUUGGUGCAAUGCUGAUGGCAAAGAGUGGUGCUGUUGGAGGGCAUUCAGAGGUGGUGGCAGGAGCGUGCCAGCCAGCUGCUGGCAGCGCACUGUGCUGCGAGUGCUGCAGUGAAAGGUAACUGUGCAUUAGACCAACCAUACAGUGUAAAAGCCCUUCUGUCCCAGCUGAGGUGGUGAUGCAGCAGGUCAGAGCGGAGCUGCCUCCUUGUAAACAGAAGCUGCUCUGCAGUUGUGCACCUUUGGGAACUUGAGUAAUUGGUUAUGUAUGUAUUUUUCCUAAACAUCAACUGGUGUUGCUCUUGUCAGUCACUUGGUGUGUUCAUACCAGUUCAGUAAACUGCCUCUAGUUGCAGAGAUGUGUUGGGGUUUCUGAGUGACCUCCAGGCAGUAACAGUGCUGCGCAGCGUGAAGUGACAAGGGACAGCUCUGUUCUGCAACUGAAAUACACGGGGCUGGAUUGUGUCAAUGGGGCUGCACAAGGCCAGACUGAGGGCAGAACUUGGCCAAGGCGAGCAGGAGCUGUAUAGUAUUAUAUUUAUAUUUGGAUUAUGAUUGUGUUGAAUGCUGCAAUAAUGUCAUAAUUCUGUCUUGAGGACAGCAAGCUUCAGUGAAGUCUCUUACUGUUUUUUAAUAAAAUUUUGAUACAGA